ACCUUCAGCGAUGUGGCUGUGACGUUCACCAGGGAGGAGUGGCAGCUCCUGGACCCUGCUCAGAAGGCCCUGUGCCAGGACGUGAUGCUGGAGAACUACAGCAACCUGAUGUCCAUUGGGUAUCAAGUUAGCAAACCAGAUGCACCCUCCAGGUUGGAACGAGGAGAACAACCAUGGCCUGUAUUAGAUGAACAACAUAGUGGCAUCUUUUCAGAAAUCUGGAAAGUUGAUGGUCAUCUGCUUGGACACUUGCAAAAUGAACGAAGGGUGGACAGAGUGGAACAAAGCUGUGAACAUAACACAUUGGAGAAUAUUGUUCAUCGGCACAAAAAUUAUUUUUCUUUCAGGGAAAAUUGUGAUAAGUUAGACUUACAUGACAAAGCUGUGAAGUCAAAUUUCUCUUCACUGACCAUCAACCAGAAUAGACUCAGUGAAAUCAAGAAUUCUCCUGAGCUUAGUGGGGAUAAGAAAACCUUUCUCCAUGCUGACCAUGAGCAAUUUUGUACUGAAGUGAAAUUUGCUAAGAGUCAAAAAUCCAACAGCUCAAAGUCUCAACUCAUUAAAGAUCAGAAAACUCACAAAAUAGAAAAAUCACAUGUCUGUAGUGAGUGUGGGAAAGGCUUCAACCAUAAGGGAAGUCUCGUUAUCCAUCAGCGAACUCACACUGGAGAGAAACCCUAUGUGUGUAGUGAAUGUGGGAAAGGCUUCAUCAAAAAGUCAGAGCUCAAUAUUCAUCAGCGAAUUCAUACUGGAGAGAAACCACAUGUAUGCAGUGAAUGUGGAAGAGCCUUCAUCCGGAAGGGACAUCUCAUCAUCCAUCAGCGAACUCAUACUGGAGAGAAGCCCCAUGUGUGUGUUGAAUGUGGGAAAGGCUUUAUCCAUAGGGGAAAUCUCAUUAGUCAUCAGCGAAUUCAUACUGGAGAGAAACCCUAUGUUUGUGGUGACUGUGGGAAAGGCUUCAGUCAGAAGCCAUGCCUCAUAGCACAUCAGCGAUUCCACACAGGGAAGUUUCCCUUUUCAUGCAGUGAAUGUGGAAAAUCUUAUACCCAGAAUUCAACUCUUAUUAGACAUCGGAAAAUUCACACAGGUGAGAAACCCUUUCAAUGCAAUGAAUGUUGGAAGGCCUUUGAAACAAAGCCAAAGCUCAUUGUACAUCAAAGAUCUCAUACAGGAGAAACACCAUAUAGCUGCAAUGAGUGUGGACAGACUUUUUCCUAUGCUUCUAACUUUAAUGCACAUAAAAGAAAACACAAUAGAGAGAAACAUAUAGAUUCAAUCAAGAUAGAAGAACCUUCCAGAGCGAGUCAUGGCUCACCCUCACCAUGUACCAGUGAUCUCAUGCAGAAGAACAGCUCUGUUAAUACAGUGACUGUGCAGGUGCCCUCUGUGGCAGCUCAGACAUCGGUAAACAUUAGUGGGCUCCUAACGAAUAGGAACGUGGUCUGUAUGGAACCUCCCGUUGCCAGAAGUGAACCAUCAGGAGAUAAUGGAGAAUAUUUUCAGCAGAGAAUCCUCAUGAAUGCAGUGAAUGUGGUGGUGCCUUCAGUGAUCAAUUAUAUCUUAUUUUAUGUCACAUAA
This is a messenger RNA of Orycteropus afer afer, 1578 nucleotides long. Lineage: Eukaryota; Metazoa; Chordata; Mammalia; Tubulidentata; Orycteropodidae. The record is from RefSeq and is a predicted model, not a curated record.